Molecule: messenger RNA, 5497 nt
Organism: Vicugna pacos (alpaca)
Lineage: Eukaryota; Metazoa; Chordata; Mammalia; Artiodactyla; Camelidae
Source: RefSeq, a predicted model, not a curated record
ACACGACGUCACGACGCCAAAAGGGCCCUCAGGCUGGAGCAGUGGUCGCAGCCGCGGGCGUGACGUCAACACUCUGCGCCGCCACGGGAGGAAAGCCCCGCAAGCGGCGCCGGCCGGAAGGGGAGGAGCGCUCGGCUGGGUUUUCUGACGACGCAUCCCUGCGGGCGGCAGCUUCUCCGACUGUUUUUCUCUUUUUCUCCCUGACGCGUGAGCGUGGCAGUCAUGCCUUGGUUACUCUCAACAACUAAGCUUCUUCCCGCCGUAGCAAGCGCCCGCAGCCUCUCAGGUUAGACUCACCUCCCACAGUGUCCCUUCUGAGGCGCACCAGGGGGAUCCAAGUUGGUCUCAGGCGAUCCCUGGUUCGACGGACCCUUCUGCUGGGGCCUCCACUCCCAAACGUUCUGUGUGCUCCUCGGAUUUCUUCUCUACUGGCUGCUCCUGAAACAGAGUGGGCCCUGUGUUCUCUCUGUCGUUGAGGUAUUCUGGGAGGUCGAAAUGACUGCAGAGAGAAAAGUGUGUGCUAUCUUCCGAGAGGGGCUGUCUUCAAAAUAACUCGGACUCAUGGAAGUUGUGUCAGUUUUCACACUUGCUCAGGAUGUAUGUCAUGUUCACAGCGAAGGUACUCCCUGCAGCCCAUCCCAGAGAGGAGGAUUCCAAACCGAUACCUAGGCCAGCCCAGCCCCUUUACACACCCACACCUCCUCAGACCAGGGGAGGUGACACCAGGACUAUCCCAGGUGGAAUAUGCACUUCGCAGACACAAACUAAUGUCUCUAAUCCACAAGGAAGCACAUGGGCAGAGUGGGACAGACCAGACAGUGGUUCUACUGUCCAACCCUACGUACUACAUGAGCAAUGAUAUCCCCUAUACUUUCCAUCAAGAUAACAAUUUCCUGUACCUGUGUGGAUUCCAAGAGCCUGAUAGCAUUCUGGUCCUUCAAAGCCUCCCUGGCAAGCAGUUACCAGCACACAAGGCCAUUCUUUUUGUGCCUCGGAGAGACCCCAGUCGAGAACUUUGGGACGGCCCCCGAUCUGGCACUGAUGGAGCAGUAGCUCUAACUGGAGUGGACGAAGCCUAUACUCUGGAAGAAUUCCAACAUCUAGUACCGAAACUGAAAGCUGAGACACAUACACUGUGGUAUGACUGGAUGAGGCCGGCUCACACACAGCUCCACAGUGACUACCUGCAGCAGCUGACAGAGGUCAAAGCCAGGAGCAAGAACAAGGUCCGGGCUGUCCAGCAGCUGGUGCAGCACCUCAGGCUGAUCAAAUCUCCUGCAGAAAUUGAACGAAUGCAGAUUGCUGGGAAGCUGACAUCACAGGCUUUCGUAGAGACCAUGUUUGCUAGUAAAGCCCCUGUGGAGGAAGGCUUUCUUUACGCUAAGUUUGAAUUUGAGUGCCGGGCCCGUGGUGCAGACAUCUUAGCCUACCCACCUGUGGUUGCUGGAGGUAAUCGGUCAAACACUUUGCACUAUGUGAAGAAUAAUCAACUCAUCAAGGAUGGGGAAAUGGUGCUGCUGGAUGGCGGUUGUGAGUCUUCUUGCUACGUGAGUGACAUCACUCGAACCUGGCCUGUCAAUGGCAGGUUCACAGCGCCUCAGGCAGAACUCUAUGAAGCUGUUCUAGAGGUCCAGAGAGAUUGCCUGAGCCUGUGCUCCCCUGGAACAAGCUUGGAGAACAUCUACAGCAUGAUGCUGACACUGAUAGGGCAGAAGCUGAAGGAGCUGGGGAUCGUGAGGAACAGUAAGGAGAGUAAUACCUUCAAGGCUGCUCGAAAAUACUGCCCACAUCACGUCGGCCAUUACCUGGGGAUGGAUGUUCACGACACUCCAGACAUGCCCCGCUCCCUCCCUCUACAGCCGGGUAUGGUGAUCACAGUGGAGCCAGGUAUUUAUAUUCCAGAGGAUGACAGAGACGCCCCAGAGAGGUUUCGUGGUCUUGGUGUACGAAUUGAGGAUGAUGUAGUGGUGACUGAGGACUCACCUCUCAUCCUUUCUGCAGAUUGUCCCAAAGAGAUGAAUGACAUCGAGCAGAUAUGCAGUAAGGCCUCUUGACCUUCAUUGCGGCCCACGUGCGUCUCAGGUUCAGGAGGGGUGGACGCUGGCUUCUGUGCACCUGUGCUUCCGGUGGGGUCCCCGUGUGUUCCACUGGGGAGUGCAGCCGCUGUAUGAGUGUAUAUAAUUGUCUAUGUGGUCUUUUUUGUUUUAAGUAGCUAGAAAUCUGGAAAAUUGAAUUUUUGGACUUUAUGUUACUGCAACUUUAGUAACAUUAAUUCUGUAGAAUUAAUGACCCGGACAAGUUUAAUUUUAAGAUGUAAAGAAAGAUCUUGGUAUGUAUGUUUAUGCAUCCCAGUUAACACAGUUAAACAUAUAGAAAAUUCUCUCCUUCUCUCCAGGUCCUUCCCUUUCUGCACUUUUGCCAAAAUCUAUCUAAGAUUUUUCUGUAAUGCUUAUAUUUUGAGCGAAUCACCAAGGUCCUUGCCUGCACUAGAAGCCACCUGUCAGUGACUGUGGGUGGCCAGUACAUGCCUUCCAUAACAGCCACCUACCUACCUACUCAGAAGCCCAUGUGUCUGCAGGAGCCACAGGAACCCUCGGGCACUGGCGUCCUGCGGUCCCACCAUUCAGCCAGAGUCCAACAGUCCUAGCUACCAAACAAAACUGUUUUGAGCCUUUCUUACUAUCUGGUUGCCUGGGACCUGGAAGGUGUUUAGACUCUUGAUAAGGAAAUGGAAAAGAAAGAAAAGUAUAUUUGUGUCUGCUAAAGAUCAGAUCCCCAUUCAUCUGUUCUUGACCUCAAGAUGAUUUUCUUCCCAGACAUCCACACUUUCUGUAUAGAUUCUUAAUGUACUGACCCUCAUAGCACACCCUUGUAGCUGCUUCCCUGGCCAAGGGCAGAUCCUCUGCUUAUCCUGUUAAAGUCAGAGGAAUGGUACCCAGUAUUUAGAGAGACACCCUGGUUAUCAUUCUGUGAUUUCCUCUAGUGCCAAUAAAAACAAAAUAUGGAACCCACCAAGUCACAGUAAACACCCUGUGAUCCUUUCCUUUCUUGGACAUUAGCACUGGGAGGGCACUGGUAAAGGCUCAUAUUUCUCUCGACCUGGCAUUGGAUGUCGUUAUACAGAAAUCAGUUUGUAAAGUGAACAGAGCCAGAUGACUGCAGAUGGUUUAUUUGAGAGCUUCUGUCAUAGAAGGAAGUUUUAAGAAAUAGUGUGUUCACCUCCUUUAAACCUGAAUAUGAUGCCAGGAUGCACAAAACAUUCUGAUUGUUAGAGCAUAAAUUUGAAGGGUUUUUUUGAGCAUGUAUCUGCAUUAGAGAAGCACUGGAUAGGAGGUUAACGCUCCCUGCAGGGCCAGAGAUUUGCCUGUCUUGUCAGAAAAACCCGAGGCACAGCAUCCAGCACAGACAGGCAGUGACUGCAUCAGGAGGCAAAGGUAAUGGUAUAAAUCAGAGUGAUACAGUUUAUGUCUUGACAGUGCUCAGCCACAGAUGCUUGGCUUUGCUAAGCAGCUGUGGGAAUGGAUGGCUGCACAGCUGCAGUCGUCAUCUCUGUGCCUGCCCUCGGCGCCUCCUCCAGCUUCUCAGUCCUGUGUUACCUUCUAAAAGAAGAAGACAGAAAGUAAACCCACAACUCCGGCUUCUCGCUCCUGGGCCUCUGUGACCCAACAACCUUUCUCUUGAAUUGGGUUUCCUUUGUUGAUUUACAGUCCUGAAAUACAGUAUUUCCUUUUCUUCCUAUAAAUCAUUUUCUGUGUCUUCAACUUUCCAGAUAAAAGCUUAGGUGGCUUUUAUGUAUAACAGCCUACUUGGAAAUGAAACAGACUUUUUCCAGCUAGAUUCCCAGCAAGUUCUGCAGGUGUUGCAAGAAUGACUCUUGCAGAAUUCUUCUGAUGGUUUGUAGUCCCUGACCCAGCCAUAUUGUCCUUUGAGUCCCAGAUUAACCACAGCAGCUAACAUUUGAAUCAGACUGUCAGAACCAUCAAGAGAUGACUUGGUGAACACCUCAGAGCAGUGGUCUGGGGACUGUCUGAUGUAUUCAGGAUUUGUUGAGCAGAUAAUUAUGCACAAUGCAGGAAUCUCAUUCAUUCUUAGCCACAUCACAGAUGUACCCCACAUUUCCCUCCAGGUCUCAGUAUAAUAUAUACUUUACAUAUACACCAGGUUCUCCUAGUGGAAACUGUAACCUUUAAAAAAUCUUUCAAAUGUUACACCAGAAUUUUUCUCCCUGAAUUGAAGAUAUGGCUGAAAUAUUAACAAUGUCAUCUAAAUGAAAGAAGUGUAUCUGGAUGGUCUCUGCUGCAUACUUUUAUGGUUUUCUUUCAGGAAUUGCCAUUUUUCCCUCUAAUCAAGAAACCAGGAUUCUUUCUUGUUUGAAACACAGCAGUAGAAAUAUGGAGUAAUAACUCUCUCUUCCCAUAGUCAUACCCAAGUUAGGAAGGUACUUCUCAUGGUGACUUAAAGUUCUCUUUGUGUGUCUUCUUUCAAAACAUUGUUCUCUUUUCAUUAAUUUUUGUAAGGUCAGAAAUGGAAAACUCCUACUCUAGACAUUAUAUCUUAAUCGGGAUUAAGAUCCAUAAAAUAAAUUAAUCCCUGUAGAAAGACAUUGUAACUCAUCAAAACAGAAAACUUGGCUUUGUUAUAUUUUUCAAAACUCAUAUAACCAACAUCCUCUUCAGCUUUCUUAAUCAUAGAAAGAUUGCAAAUGUGAUGCAGGAGUGCUUCUUCUCCCUGUCCCGUGUCCAUGUCAGAUCACAAGCACAGCACAGUGACCUUCCCCCCAGUCCAGCUGUGACCUCAUGGUCCUUUGUAACAGUGUUUCCAGUAACUGCCUUCCAUAAAACAGUUGAGAUUUGAGUUUGACCCUAUCUGUCAUCCCUCACCCGGCAUAUGAUUGAUGAUAGUAUAACUUAUUUGUGUGUGUCCAUUAGAAACUGAGGGCCCAGGAUGAUGGCAGCAUAAAGGCCCCUGCUUGGAAGAAGUUUUUAUGGUGUGGUUAAUUUUUUUAAAUUUUAGUUUCCUGAAGUGGGCUCUGUAGUGCAAAACUUAAGCUGAUAGGGUUAAAUUUUAAGCCUGGGCAAAUAUACUUCAAUCUGAAGUGUUUGACAAUCCUGAUAUGCGAAGGUGAAUACAUCAUUAAACCCUCAUGGUAGAACAGAAUUCCACCGUCACAAAGCACGUGGGUCUUCCCGACUGCUCUCCCCUCCACCUGUGCCUCACUGAGGAGCUUGGGGUAAGCAUCAGUAUUAUUCAGAUCAGGGGUCCCCACUGAGGCCAAGGCCUCUUGGGAUGUGCUCCAUGAGGAUCUGGGAGAACUGCAAUCUUUUGAGCAUUUUUUAAUGCUUUGUAUGACUUUUGUGCAAUUAUAUAAGUUCAGUUUGAACAAAAUGCUGUUACCUGUUAAGGCUCUAUUGACUGAGAAUAGAUAUGUCAUUCCCCCAAAAGGGAAGAGCAUUUGUUACUAUCAUUUUUAAAAUAAACUGUAAAACAAUAUAAGAGU